CGAUCUACUCCAGAACAACAGUUCAAAGUUCCUAUUAAAAUCGCGACCAAAAUGUCUGGAAAGUUUGAGCCGAAACAGAAGGUCGACCUUGACCCGCCAAAGGACGAUCCGAUUAGCUUGGAUUACCUAUCUAAGUGCGAUGGAACACAUGAGGGAUAUCCAACAUACGUGGCUAUCAAGGGAACUGUUUUUGAUGUGACGGGAAAUAAAGCAUAUGAACCCGGUGCUUCAUACUCUGUCUUCGCCGGCAAAGACGCAUCCAGAGCUCUAGCACAAUCUUCGUUGAAGAAGGAGGAAUGCCGCCCUGAGUGGGAAGACCUCAAACCAGAGCACAAGAAGGUGCUUGAUGAUUGGUUCACCUUCUUCAGCAAGCGUUACAACAUCAAGGGCAAGGUUGCCACUGGUAAUUCGAACUUGUGAUCUGCUGAUGACAACCCAACAUGAUAGCCCAUAACAAUAUACCCAAGACAUCGAUUCCUCCAUCCUAAAAGGUGACCAAAUCAAUUGCCACAACAUUGUUGAUAAACCCUGGGCUCCUUUGGAAGAAAUUGAAAAUCAAGCCUCCCGAUAAACCCGUAAUACGUCCGCCUAAACCAUCCUAUCAUUCGCAGAGUCAGCAUGAAAUCCGAUUCACUCGGAGAGAAGCGAUUGUCUUACCUUCAACACUGACGGCACCAGGCCGCAACCCGUCCGGAGCAGUUCGGGCAACUUCUUCUCAUUCUGAGGUGUGUUCCGAUGCGCCAGAUUCUCUUGCAUUCGGCGUAUG
This is a messenger RNA of Aureobasidium pullulans EXF-150, 766 nucleotides long. Its product is annotated as cytochrome b5. Gene Ontology annotation, cellular component: membrane; endomembrane system. The record is from RefSeq and is a predicted model, not a curated record. Bases 52 to 420 code for a protein of 122 amino acids. The transcript is spliced from 4 exons. Lineage: Eukaryota; Fungi; Ascomycota; Dothideomycetes; Dothideales; Saccotheciaceae.